CGGGGGUGUUAUUUGAAUGCAGUAGUUUCACCUCUUUGGGAGGCACAUUGCCGUCCACGCAGCGGUAUAUUACUGUCGGAUAUCUUUGUUUUUCGCCUUCUUGGCUAGGUGAAAAACGACGGCACUCAUCCCCAGCGCCUGCGUCUUCACCGCCAGCGUCGGACACGGCAGAACAGUUCCCCCUGUUUCCCUGUCUAAAAUGUUACAUUUUUGAGCUUGUAUGACCUGGAAAUCUUCCUUACAGGUCGUUUCCGUUGUUUGCUGAGAAUCCCGAGAUUUCCUGUCCUCUCACAACUAGGAAUUUGCUAGGGGUUGCGCCCCACUAGGAUUUGAUUUCAGUGUGCCUUUGCUUGCGUGAUAGCAGGUGAACCAGAGCAUGAUCAGGACGACUUCUGCGGCAGACUUUGUGAAAUCCACCCAAGUAGAGUUGUGACUUAUUUGUUUGCCGUGUGUGUUAACACCGUGUUUCACGCUACGCGCCGUCGUCGAGCGGCGAGAAAAACUUGAGAAACCCAUUUUCAGCCAAGCAUCGUGAGUGCUUGUCGCGUUUCUAGGUCCGUUAGCAGACGUGCAGAAAUAAAGUUUAGUCCUAAACCAUAAACGGUCGCGAUGACUCACAACACACCCUGCAGGUCGACGAUACCACGUCUUGUUCCCUUCCUGACCUGCUUUGACCGUAACUCUGCUGUCACUUUAACUUCGAGCGCGCGGAAAACCUCUUUCGUGGGUCGUCGUUCCGGGUUAAGUUGCUCUGCAUCUAAUAGGGGCGUUCAUUUUGCCUCUUCCUAGCAUUUCUCGCAGCGUGCGUUCGUCGCUAUGGUAAAUCUUGUGCAAACCACCCUGAGGUGUGGUGAGCGUGUGUCUUGUUGGUUGUCCUCUUGGUCGACGGCUAAGGCGCUCGCCGUUCGUCGAUUCGAAGCUUUUCCAUUUUACUCGGCCCAUAAUCUUUUCAGGCUACACAUUGUUCCGAUUUUGUCGUUCCGACGUUCGCUGACGCCCGCCGUUCCGUGCGCUCGACCCUGGCACGUCCUGCUCGCGGGCACAGGGGGUUCUUUGCGUCGCUCCGAGGUUGUUCUUUUACAAUAAUGCGAAAAUUGUCUUGUUUCGGGGGGUCCGACGCCGUCCGGCUCCCUGCGUGUCGCUGUGUCGCGGACAACAGUGCCGCCUCCACCUGGGGUUCCGUUCGCGGGACUCAAGUUUCUGUUCCCCGCUCCCACAACGCAGCCUGCGACGGCGCGUUUUCUUCCAUCACGGAGCAGUGUCCUCGCCUUGAAGAAUGCAACUCUGCGAACGGGUGUCCCGGGUUCGCUCCGCAAGAGAAUCCUCCGGUUGCAGCCUCGCGGCAAACUUGCGCGACGAGUCGGGGAACAGCGAACAACUUGGAAGCGUGGGCUUCGUUGUUGACCGCUGCGGGAGGCCAGCAGAAAUGCGAUUGCUCGGCUCUUGCCAUCGGUGGGAAAGCCGCGUCGUGUUCUUGUCGUCAAGGAGCUGGAGAGGAAUUCCUCAGGCAUUCGCAGUUCCGGACUGCGGACGCGACGCAGAAGCAGCUGCGGUGCAGGCUCUCGCAGCGCACACCAUGUAUCUGGACCACGCCGCGCCGGGAGAAUCCGGCACACUUUUACUUCAUUCGUCUUCUCUGGUUAUUUGUUUACUUCCUCGUCGUCGACAUUGUCAUGGCGGUUGUGGGAGUCAGCUCGGACUACUUCUACAUGACGGACCCUCAGCCGCAGCUGAAGGACCGCGUCCACGACUGGAUUUUCGGCGGCACUCCUCCCUCGGCGUUGCCCGAGUACGUCGCAGACUGUCUGACUGUCGCUCUGCUCGUCUUAACUGGAGUUCGACACCUCUUUUUCGUUCGCCUUCCUCUCAGCGUCAUGAUUAUCUGCCGCUGCAUCGCAAUCAUCAUCACCGUCUACGUGCUGCGAACGAUCGCGAUCUUUGUGACGACGAUGCCCGCCCCCGUCGAACCAUGCACACCGCCUCCGGAGAUCGCCACUGCGAGUGGCUUCAUGAUGCAGGCGUUUCUCGCCGCCUCCUUCCAGGUCUCGCUCUGCACAGACAUGAUCGUGUCUGGACACACGCUGACGACUUCCAUUUGCAUGGCCACCUGGCUCUUCUACAACAACUGCAACAAGAACGACGACCGGGACAGCGACGUCAUUCUCUUCUACUACUUGCUCGACCAGGUCCGCUCUCGCUGGGCUCGGUGCCUUGCGCGCUGCAGAUCCCGAGCGGGAAGAGGCGGACACAAGAAACUCAGAGACCAGAUGCGCAAAGAACACUCAAAACCCGCGUCUGCGCGAGUCGCGUACAGUCGAAGUGGAGGUGGACGGACGCCUCUCCGUGGCUACGCGGAAGUCGCAGCGGACGGCCGAAGACCUGCCGACGAGGCCCCCGAUCUGCAUGCGUGUGAAAGCGUUGUGGAGAAGGAGGUUCUUCGAAUCCAAACAGGCGACGGAGGGAGCUCUGGAGGCGGACGCCAAUCGUCUGCAGUUCGAGGCGGUGAGGCCGGCAGCGUAAAAGAGGAACUCGAGGAAAUCGCUCUUAAUGUCGAAAGCUCCUCUAGUCACCCGGAGUCUCCCCACUGGCUCACCAGCGAGCAGGAAGAGGAGGUAGAUGGGCAGCAGCUCGAGGUACCGGGAACUGUGAGGCUUGCGGAAGCAAAGCAGGAACUCUGUGCGACUUUUGGAGAGUCCAGCGAAGACUCUUGCACGCAGCAAAAGGAAACGGCCUUCUCUUUGCGUCGAGGAAAAGCGGACGGCGAAGUCCAGCUUGCAUCGCGGAUUGGAGACCGGUCUGCUGAGAGGCACACCUCGAAGUCGGUCACGAAAAAGAGCAAGACAAAGUCUUCUGGCGCAUGGCUUCACUCCUGCUGGGCCAAAAUGUGUGAAUGGAAUCUCCUGGGCGUCUACUGUGUUCUCCACGGAGCGGCGACAAUCGUCGUCAUCGACUUCUCCUUCUGUCACUACACCGUUGACGUUUGCUUCGGCCUUCUCGUCGGCUUCGCGAUCUACACCGCGUACCAUAUGAUUCUUUCUCUCAUCUGGGUGGAGAAAGCCAACGCGGCAUGGCUCGCAACUGUGGCGACCGGGGACGGCGCUGCGCCUUGCUCCGGGUGUCUAGACACGGAAACGUCCCGCCACUUCGGGAAGUCGCACGACGAGGUCGAAACCUUCAGACAGCAGUCAGGGUCAUCAGGAGCGAUGGAGACUACCAGAGCACAUGCAGCGGCAGGGCGGAAAUUCGAUGGUCGCUCGUUGGUAGACGGGCUCCGAGGAGAAGUCUGCGACCCGCGAGCCGUUGCUGCAGCCGCGAUUCUCGACUUCCCUCUCAUUCGGAUCUUCGCAUUCUUGAUCAGGAGACUGGAAGGUCUCGACUGAGGAAAGAGUUGCUCCAUCGUCUUGGAGAAGCUGCAAAUGUAUCACGUGGACGCGAUUGUGAGCAGUCCAAGACUGUGGACGGUCUGUACUUCUCGCCGCCCGUGGGGGGACAGAGAAGACUCACAACGUUCCAGAGAGGGAGAAGUAAAGGGCACGAGUGCAAAAUGGUUCUCACGCAGUGCGGGGAAAGCAGCUUUUCCUAGUCUUUCAAAAUCCAACUGUUCGCUCUUUUUUUUGAGAGGCAGGCGUGCUGCACGGCUGAAAACCAGGAGUGGCGGCAGUGCGGAAGGCCACUGAAAAGCUGUUGCUUCUGAAUUGUUCGAUGAGAAAUACCGAAGAUUUUGCAAGUGCGCUCAUGAACAUCUUGGUUCUGUCAAAGCGGGCGCCGAAGGUGGAACCCACAGGUGCAAAGGUAUAUUUGUAGUUACAUUUAUAGAUAGAUAGGUAGGCAGGGCCUUCAGAAGUCGGAGUGACGUUAUGGUGGAGAUACACGGAGCAUUGCAAAGUGUCUUGGUCACCGGGACUAGGUCGCUGGGCAAGCGUUUGAAAACAAAGUUGUUCACUUGUUUGAAAACGAAAUUGUUCAUGCAUGUGUCUUAACGGAGUGUGAGCUCUCCAGUUCAAACGACAGGUCGUUAUUUUGUGUGUAUAAAUUAUUUUUGUAGUUCUUGACAAGUGGGGUAAACGGGGUGGCGAAACAGUCAGUCGUUGCCUCAUCUGCGGGCCUCAAAAAAGUGCGAGAAGAAGCAUGUUAUGUUCCGGUUUCUGUUUGGCUCGGGAGCUUGCACGUUAUAGUUUGCUAAACGCGUAAAAACGACAUGACCGUGACUAAGUACAGAUUGUCAGAGAUACCUUUUCUAGGUUGUUCGGUCUGGUUGAGCAACAUGGACGGGGGUAUCCGAAACACCGUCGCUGAUCCCCGCAGCCGACACCACGCAAGGGUCGGGAGGCGCCUUUCGACAGCGAGUUUAUUGUUUUUACAGUUGUGCCUUGCCACUUGCGGCAAGAACGUUACAGGCACGCACAAUAUAGACUUUGA
This is a messenger RNA of Toxoplasma gondii ME49, 4419 nucleotides long. RefSeq lists its product as hypothetical. Gene Ontology annotation, cellular component: Golgi membrane; endoplasmic reticulum membrane. Gene Ontology annotation, molecular function: sphingomyelin synthase activity; ceramide cholinephosphotransferase activity. NCBI's taxonomy places the organism in Eukaryota, Apicomplexa, Conoidasida, Eucoccidiorida, Sarcocystidae. The record is from RefSeq and is a predicted model, not a curated record. The transcript has a single exon. Gene Ontology annotation, biological process: ceramide biosynthetic process. Bases 1086 to 3380 code for a protein of 764 amino acids.